Etheostoma spectabile (orangethroat darter) is the source of this 3890-nucleotide messenger RNA. It is a transcript of the gene lca5, whose product is annotated as lebercilin LCA5. Gene Ontology annotation, biological process: intraciliary transport. NCBI's taxonomy places the organism in Eukaryota, Metazoa, Chordata, Actinopteri, Perciformes, Percidae. Gene Ontology annotation, cellular component: axoneme. Bases 1065 to 3482 code for a protein of 805 amino acids. The record is from RefSeq and is a predicted model, not a curated record. The transcript has 9 exons.
GCAGGGAAUGCUGCGGUUGCCAUGGUACGGCGUCAGCGGUAGGAAUGGAGCAAACCUCAAGCAAGGCGUGGGCCAAACAAAUAGCAUCUGAACGCCUCUGACUGUCAGGAUUAUACUCCGGUUUGCUGUCUUACUGUGGAUAAUUACAGGACGACGCAUUUAAAAUAUAGCCAUGACAGUUUCCAAAAAGGGCGGACGUCUAACGUUAUGCCUUCUUAUUUGUAACGGUAGCUAGCUAAGUUUGCUUAUGUUCAUAGUAGCUUGCUAGCUAGCUAAUAGUUGAAGCUAUGUGACGUUAGCUAACAGUAGCCGAGUCUAAACAAGAAGCCGUGCAUUGCUACAAAGUUAAAGGUAAAUCAGUCGGCAAGAUUUAAAAGAGUAAACGCAGAAAACGUACAGGUUGGUGCCACCAGACGCCCAGCGGUAACGUUCAACACACUCCACCUGUUGAUUGUAGUCUUUUUUUUUCUUCUAUAAGCUAACAAGCUAUUAUCAGUCAGUCCUCCAUCACCGUUAGCUUUCUACAAACCCUUUGGGGCUAGCUAACGUUUGCCGAUGCAAGUACGCUAAAUGUUGUUUGGAACUUCAUCUAACUCAGCUACUUCUCUUUUAUUCACGUCUAUUUUGUCAUGUUGUAUGAGUAUAGAGCGCACUGAGGUGGGGGGUUGGCUUCAGCUAACCUAUAGCCACAUUGUAGCUUUUUUACCUGACAGUUAUUCUACAACAAUUCACCUGUCAACAGCAGACGGCCUACUCUAAUCCAAUCUAUGCGUUUCGCACAGAUGGCAGGCCAGAGAAAGCUUGCUGUAGCGCUAUAUUAAGCCCUUGAUAACACGCUUCUGUUUGAAUAUUUGUUUUUACUAGCUGGAGAGCUUGUGACCCAACUGCAUAUAUUCUCCCAGCUAAUAGCGGUAUCAGAAGCCUCCAGAGACAGUCAGAGCACGAUGAAACAGAAGAUGUGAAUGAUGAUGUCAACAGAGAUGAUAUGAUGUAACCAAUCUAAUGAGUGUUAAAAUACACCCAGCCGUAUUUGAUAAUAAUGCGUUUCUUCUCAAAGUGACAACAUGGAAUCUGAAAACAUAUCUGAUCCGUAUCAAGACAAUCGGGAUGUUGUUCAAAGUCGCCAGUCACUCCAGAGUACAAAGAAAGAUUCCCAAGCAUCAUCUUUCCAAAAUCACAAAAAGAACUACCGGGACAAGAUCCUGGAUGAGGGGGAAAAAGACAGCUGCGUUGAAAGUAGAUCCAAAACCCGAACCUGCCGUUCAGAUCCAGACCGGGACCAGAUAUCAGAUGGAGAGGGACAGAGAAGCAGUCGGUCGUUUUACUCAGAGGACUAUGAGAAUGAGUCUGUUUCAGACCGCUCGAUCUCACCAUACUCCCGGUCCCGUACUCCAUCUCCUAGUCCUCAGAGAGGGGUGCGGCCAAAGAGGAUUUAUAACAGCCCCCUGUAUAAGACAGUGGGUGUGGGGCGCCGAGGUGUGUCUCGCCCACAGCGUCCAGGUGUCCAGCCUCUGAGCCAGCAGCAUCGCAGGGGAAUGCAUUCACAAAGCAAGGAGUCCACCCCCCCUAAAGACCUGGACCUGGUCACCAAGAGGAUGCUUUCAGCCCGCCUGCUGAAGAUCAAUGAGUUACGCAACUCCCUUGCUGAGCUGCAACAGCGCACUGAUGAGCUGCAGAAGGAAAAUCGAGUUCUCAGACAGCUUCAGGUGCGUCAGGAAAAAGCCCUGCAUCGCUACGAUGACACAGAAAGCGAGAUUUCCCAGUUACUGUCACGCCACAACAAUGAGACGCACGUGCUGCGUGAGCGGCUCAGGCGUACUCAGGAGCGGGAGCGGGCAGCCGAGCGGCGGAUGAAGGACAGCGAGGAGCAGCUGCAGAGGAGUCAGGGGACAAUCGCGCGGCUGAAGAAGCUGGUCGACCAGCGAGAGUUAGGAACCCGAGACGAGCUAAGCCGCAGGCUAGAGGAAGAGAAGACACGGGCCCAAGAGGCGGAACGCAAGAUUAAGGAGCUGGAGCGUAGCGUGGAGCUGAGCAACAGCAGUUACCAGAGGCAGCUGGCUGCAGAGAGGAAGAAGACAAUCAGUGCCCAGGAAGAGAUCAGGACUCUGCAGGAGGAGCUGGAACGACUGACCAAUAAACUCAAGGAGAAAGAGAGAGAACUAGAUGCUAAGAACAUCUAUGCCAACCGUGUGAUGAAACCCGCACACAAGAAAGAUGUUGACAGUGGCACAAAGCGGAAAGUCCCCAGCAGGGGCAGCACCAAGGCAGUGCAGAGCAAAGACAGGACGUCUAGUGUGGAUUUCCCCACACCUCCCCCUGCCAUUGCUGAUGUCAAUGAGUACACUGAACAUGCACCUGACGAAUACCUAUCACUCAAGCAGGUGGUCGACGGAGUGGACAGACAGGCAGAGACAGAAGACAAACAUCAAAAGUGGGAACAGCAGAAGACGAAAGACAGAGAAAAAGACAAGGAGGAGGAGUUGGUGAAGGAGAAAGAUAAAGAGCUGGAGAGAGAGGAGAAGCUGCAACUCAAAGAGGAACGUAAUGUGCUUGAGGAGAAGACAAAGAGACUAAGAGAUGGCUGGGAGAAAACAAAAGAGGAAGAAGAUAGAAAGAGGACAAGCUCCCUGUUAAACCAAGAGGAAGAGAACCACAGGAAGCGUGGCCAUGUCCAGGAAGAGGUGCAGAGGUGGAACCAGGAGGUUCUGGCCAAUCAGCAGGCAGCAGCGGAAGCACGCCGCAAAAAAGAACAGCUGCUGGCUAAGAUGCGUGAAAUAGACUUUCAAGACCAUGGAACCCAGGACACCAUGUUUGCUGAGUCUAGUUCUCCUAAGGCUAACAGUAACUAUUCUUCUCCUCAGCAGAGGAACCUUAACACUUCCAUUUUUAACCACGCCGAAUCAGAGGAGUCGGCCAGUUUGCGCGCUGGUGCUGGAAGUGGGGAAGGCGGAAGGAGAAGAUCAGGCAUGGAGGGUGGAGCUGCAACAACAGGAGUAGGGAGGAGACCACCGCGGCCCCAAAUCUCCAGUGACGACUUGGCAUUUGGAAGCUACGCGCCUUCUUUCGGGCGUUCAGCUUCUCGAGGUUCUUCAGGCUUCCCACCACCUCCGCCCAAAGAGGACAGGGACUCUGCAUUAGAAGCAAUAGGUGUUUUUAGUCUCAGAGGGGUGGAGACGGAGAAAGAAAAGGAGACGGAAAGAGGAUCGGGGAAGGAGAGGAAGUCUAGCCUCAUGCAGCAGCUCUUUGGUGCCCUGGCAACACCUGCUUGUGACAGUGUGAGCACCUCCAAUAAAAUGGAGGUCCUCAACAGUCCUCCAACUACCAAUGGAGUGCGUUCAAGAAGGGAAGGACUGCUCAGCUUCAACUCAGGGUCUUCCCCCCACCCAGCAUCCUCCCUGAACACCCUGCACAUCGCAGCGAGCAGGCCUGCCAUCCAUGCCAUCAACUCAUUUGAUGAUGACAUAGAGGAACUUAAAUUAUGAAAUUAAUUUAGAUUUGAGCUAGUUUUAUAGCAGGCCAUCAAUGAUAACCGGGAGGUGAUCUCCAAAAUAAGAGAUGGAGUGAUGAACGUGGUCUGUAUAUUGAAGUCUGAACACUAUUGAUUUCCCAAUACACAUUUUUAAAUUAACAGAACCAAAUGAAGAAGUGAAAAAAACGUUUCUGCACUGAAUCUUAAAUACUAUAUGACGAUAUAAAUUAUAAAUCAUAUGACUUGUGUGACUGUUUUUAGGAGGUUUCAUGUAGAAAAUCUAAUUUAAAUUGAUCUUCGAACAUUUAGAUUUAGACUUAGUGUGUUUACCCAUGGCUAAACCCUGAUAUAAGGUUUUUGACCCUAUGAUCUGUUUUAAUGCUAGUUGCACUUGUAAGUGUUGUGCACAGUGUGAACAGCG